This is a messenger RNA of Fusarium pseudograminearum CS3096, 552 nucleotides long. RefSeq lists its product as uncharacterized. NCBI's taxonomy places the organism in Eukaryota, Fungi, Ascomycota, Sordariomycetes, Hypocreales, Nectriaceae. The record is from RefSeq and is a predicted model, not a curated record. The transcript has a single exon. The coding region runs from base 1 to 552 and encodes 183 amino acids.
AUGCGUGUCCUCGAGUUCGACUGCGGGUUCAGUGUCUACCCACCCCUCGACCCCAACGACCCCAACACCAUCGACCUCUACAAAGCCUUCCUCACCACCGUGUCUGCCAAAUUCGAAGGCAGCGUCGAACCGUCUGCUCUGAGCGCCGAUAAACGUAUCCUCAUCACCCCCGAAACCCCUCGUCCAGACCACGCCUCCAUCUCGCCCGCCAACGCAGCAGCAUUCUACUGCUUCAUGCUCCACGGACUGCCCAAGAUUCCCGCCGACGCUGCACACUGCGAUAAGUUCCUAGGCUUCAGCCUCUCUUUCAGACACAAUGAUGACUGGAGUAAGGAGACUGUCGAGGAAUACCUUAGGGAGGUGUAUGUCAUUGCUGUCAACCACUUUGGGGAUAGGGUCAGGUACUGGCAUGGGUUGUAUGGUAGAAGAUCCAAUAAGCAGUGGGGAUAUUACACUCGGGAUGAUAUAGAUGCGGCGGAGGAUCUGGUGAGGAAGGCUCUUGUCAGGAAGCCUGAUGGGAAGGAGCGUAAAGAUGGGCAUAUUAUUGCAUGA